Cinara cedri is the source of this 14503-nucleotide messenger RNA. The record is from the annotation of a GenBank genome assembly. Lineage: Eukaryota; Metazoa; Arthropoda; Insecta; Hemiptera; Aphididae.
AUGAACACGAUGACCGAUUUCGGUAGGGUCGCUCCGAAAGCGGACCGUCCGCACCAGCGGCCGGCCGACGCCGCCGCCGUGGCCGUCGACGGCGACAGCCGCGAACAGCGACCGCCGGCGGCCGCGGUCGUCACGGCCGUCGCCGCCGCCGCCGCCGUCCGCCAACAAAACCUCAAACUGUACAAGGCCCGGUGGAUAAUACUCGUCGUGUACAUGGUGUACUCGAUGGCCAACGCCGUCCACUGGAUACAGUACAGCAUCAUAUCCAACAUCACCGUGAAGUUCUACGGCGUGUCCAACUUCGCCGUGGACACCACGUCCACCAUAUACAUGAUCGUGUACGUGCCGCUGGUCGUGCCGGCCUCGUGGGUCCUCGACCGACUGGUUAGUGUAGCGGCGUUGCGGUGGUGGAUGUGCAAGUGCCCGCGCGUAUUCCAUCAAAAACAAAGUCCCUACACCGGUGCCCGCGGUCUGUCUAACGGAACUUUUGCGGGUCCGAUAAGUACGGCUCUCGCGGUAAAUUCGUAACACUCUUUUGUACCCGACGUCGGGUACAAACAAGUCUACGAACAAGUAUACGCCCAUUAUUGUUGGUGGUUUGAACGAAAUUCGUGAAAAAAUUAACGUUUAUCAACUCAAUUUUACACUUCGAAUUAACCGUCAAAUAAAUUCACGUAUCACGGGGAUCCCCGAUAUCGUUAUCACGAGUAAUUUUUCGCGUGCAAUUAAAAUAAUUAUUCAAAAGCGUGUUUAUGCAAAAAAAAAAAAAUCAAAAAAUGAGUAAUCUAAUAUCGAAACUCAUACAUUUUGGCCGAUUUCCGAGGCUUUUUAUUCGGCUUUUAAAUUACCAAUUAUCAUGGUCGAGUUGGGUAGGGAAUACAAUUUUACUAUUUUUUCACGAUUUUUAUUCGUUACAUCCCCUCCCAUUGAAAAUUCCUGGGUACGCCACUGCGGGUCUGCAGAGUAAUUUGUUAUAAAAUAUUUGUAAAUGAUAAAAUUGUAUAGAUAACCCUGUAAAUAUAUUCGUUUCGCUGGUACCAAAACGAAGUUUUUUAAAUAACUAAUUUUUGGAAAAAUGUCAUCUCAAUGUUUUCUCAUAAAUUGCGUUCGAAAUUUUACAAAUAUUUUCUAUACAAAACAGAAAUCUAUUAAACAAUUAAAAUCGUCUCUUCGUUUCAUCCUUACCGCUAUAAACGCGUUGUCCGUUCAUUUAUUUCUUGUGUUUUUACAAAUCUUCCAUCAGACAGGAUAAACACGUCGUUAAAAUAUGCAAAUUAUUAGCAAUAAAUGAGACUUAGAACUCAUAUUCACAGUGUUGCCGGUGAAAACCGAAUUAAAUAACAAUAAGCACAUUUUUUUCCAUUCAUGUUAUCAAGAGGAGAGUCCACGAAUCAAAAAAUACUAAUUCCCGUUUCAUAUUAUAUAAGAACAGUUAUUCAAGCGUGAGCCCGUCGUUCUUUGGGUUGAAAUUUAAAAAUUCGAUUUCAAAGUUUAGUAGGGCUCCCAUAUUGUAACGCAUAAUACAUGUUAAGAGGGUUGGAAAUGAUUUUCUAAAUAUUGUCCAAUAUUUUUAUCUCAAAAAAAAAAAAAAUGAAAAUAUUUUUCCUACGAAACGUGGAAAAGAAGUGGAUACGAAAACAAACCAUUUGUUAAAAUAGAAAUUCGAAGUACAGACAUAUUGGAAGUAUAUUGUAUAUUUCACUUCAGCUUAUUGGUCUAAAAUGAAUGAAAAAACGAAUCGCUUUCAACCGCCUUGAACCGUUUACAUACAAUAGACAUUAUAGAAAAUCAAAUGUGCUAUAUCUGCCGAUGAACGAAAUUUAUUGAAGUAGACACAUUAUAUAGAUUUGCGGACGGUUAAAAAAAAAAAAAUUACAAAUAAAUGAGUCGGCGGAUAUCAUAAAUUUAUACAUGAUUUCGUUGAAGUAAUUAACUUGCAACGAUUUUUCGCUCGUGCGGUGCGUUCAGAGGCGUAGCUAGAAAUAUUUUUCUGGGUAGGCCGGAUAAAAAAAUAUAAAUGAUUGAAUAGGAAACACUACGAACAGAUAUUGUCGAUUUUAAAAUUGUAUUAAUUUUCGGAAAAAAGUGGGUAGGCCCGAACCUACCAGACUCACCCGCUGGCUACGCCACUGGUCGCGCCGUCCGAGAAUACGGACACCGCGGUAAUACACGUCUUCGUGUUUCAGGGACUCAAGAUAACGAUGGUAAUAGGUGCCGCCGGAACGUGUCUGGGUGCAUGGAUAAAGGUUUUCUCGGCCGUACCCGACCGAUUCCUGUUGACGUUGCUGGGACAAGGUUUGGUGGCGUGCUCGCAGGCGUUCAUAUUGAGUCUGCCGUCCCGGUUGGCCGCGGUAUGGUUUGGCGCGACCGAGGUAUCCACAGCUUGUUCCCUGGGAGUUUUUGGCAACCAGGUAAUUUUAUUCAGUGCGAUGAGUCACGAAACCAGAUUUUUUUCUACAGUGAAAGCCAUUCACUGUUGGUUCCCUGGUUAAUAAAAACUUUACAGAGAUGUACCUGGUUAAAUGGUUGAGUCCGGAUCCCUCUUAGAAUAAAUAUCCCAAAUAUUUAACAAGCAUGUUUUAAUUUAUUUCGUUGCUUGCCUGUUCCAGUGCUCUUAAUGGUUCAAAUUUAAAAUUUACAACCAACCCCCCCCCCCAAAUUUCAUGGUAUAUGGGUUUUGUUUCGUUAUCAGACUUUUAUUUAUUAUGGGGGUGAUCUUACACCAUCCCGAUUUAUACUACAUGAAUCAUACAAUUUAAUUUUUAUCUUUAAAAUCGUACCUAAAACUUGUAUCAAAACUAUAGUACCAAAAUGAAAAUUUUUUUUCGCUUUAUGAGACAUUCAACUCAAGGUGUAAGCAAAAUUGUUGCUUUGCUAAUUUUAAGCUGUAAUUCCGAUCUUUUGAGGCAAUAUUAUUUGUUGAACUUUUAUACAGAGGAGUCAGUUAAGAAUUAAUCUUUUUUUUUUUAAGGUGCUUGUCAUCUUUGUCCCUUCUUAGCUACGUGUCUGGAUUUAUGGUUUUGAGUCGACCAAAAUAUAAAAAAGAAAUAAUUUCAAUUGUCCGAGAAAAAAAUCGUUUUAAAAUUUGAAUUUCGAACAAGUCAUGUAAUCAGAUAUGAUAAUUUAACGACGUUUAUUUUUAUAUUUCAAAACAAACUUCAGUAAGUCCUCCAACUCGUAAUAAAUAUAAUAUUUCGAAUUAAAAUGAUAAAUCAUAAAAAUAAAUACAUUGGUUUUAUUUAUAGCUCUUAUAAGUUAUUUUCUUUAAUUAUUAGCCAGCUAUCAUCAACAUCUGUUAAGUGAAAUGUGUAUGCUAAGACAGAACACAUCCUAAUUCAGAAACAGAUGUCGUCUCAUCUCGUGCACCGGGACCCAAUUUUAGAUGAAGCCUUAAUAAUAUUGUUCAAGUUUGUCGGAUAUUAAUUUUUUAAUCUGUACCAAAAACCUGUUGAAAUAUAAAACGCGGUUUUAACCCGAAACCUGAUGCACAGAAAAAUCGAAUAGAAUGAUUUCUCUUGAUGGUUUCUCUUAAAGUUCAAUAGGUAUACUUAUGGGUAUAUUUGUGUUUCCAUGGUAACGUCUCCAAAACCAUGUUGACCUAUAUUCUUAAAUAAAUAGGAGAUUGAAGAAGAACGUGUUGGCGAUAGAUGAAUAGAUAAUAAUUAAUUAUUAUUAAUUAUUAUUCUAUUAGUUAAUAGAAGUCUAAGUCGAAUCGUCAUUAGUUUCUUAGAGUUUUCGAUUUCAAAACAUGAUUGCAAAAAUAUAAAAUAUGCGAAAUAACCCAACAAAAUACAUGCAAAUAUUGCAAUAUGCCCUUUUUUUCUCUUCUUUUCCACUGACUCUGGCUUUUAUAAUUCUAUACGAGUUUUCGCCACAAUUCUUACUUACCUCCUUUUCUCUCGAUGUUGCGCAAUAUUUCUUCAAUCACGUGCCGCUAAAUUUGUCAAAUCUUUUUAAACCAAAACCGCGACUACCUUUUCCCGGGCUGCACUUGAGGCCUCUUUCAUCCUGAUUUAUAAUUUAUAACGGCUUAUUAACGCGUCAAUAGGGUUUUCAUAAUUUUUGCGUAUUACGUUCCAAACCAUUGUGACCGUUGGGCUUUAAUUAUUUUAUUAAAUUUUUGCCGCGAACAAUUCUUCCAAUUGUAAUUCCUUAUUGAAUUCCCUUCAUCAACACAUCAUCAUCCAGAAAUUAUAAUUUUUGUUUUUAAAUAAAAUGCCAAUUUUAUAUAUUAUGUCCUUUGCUUACUAGCUACGUCCGCUUUAAAUCCGGAACAUAUUAUAAAUAAAUAUUACGCAACUCCUAAAAUGUCCGUGCCCUAAUAAUAUCCGUUCAAUUUUUAACACGAAACAUUUUAAUAUUAACCAUAUAAAAACUGUUAAUCAGAGUCGCUGUUAAUAACGCGAAAUAUAAACCGCUCACGACACGGCGAAUUAAUAGGUCUAAUAUAAUAAUAAUAUAUAACAAUCAUAUAUAAUCAAGUGCCGUAAAUUAUUAUCGUAGCAAAACGUUAGGUUGGUAGGUAGUCGGCCUGUGAACGAAAUUGAUUUCAUAUCGUGUAUGCCAAAUUCACAAACUUGUCAUGUAGGUAGUAAAAAAAUCAUUAAUUUAAAAUUAAAAACCAAAUGUUUUAAUCAAAUUAAAACCUGUCCUUGAAACAUUUUAAACAAAAUGUAUUAUAAUGUCCAGAAAAUAAAAUGGUCGGGACUGAUUAGUGUCGGUAUAUUCGGUGUAAUAUUCGAUAUACUCCGAGACUAACUUGCUAAAUUUAACGGUUGACCAAGAAAGGUGUAAGGUACUUAUUGAAAAAAUAAAUUGUUCUCGUUUCGUUCGCAUAUUUCCUGUCGUAAAAUAUACUUCAAACGUUUAAAUUAACAUAGAAAUAAUUACAAAUUUUCGUUAUAUUUGAGUUUUAUAUUUUAUUUUAAUUGUUCAAAAUCGUUAUUAAAUGUCAUGAAAGUCGGUCGGAAAAUACGAAAAUCAAAAAGUUCGCCACGGAUUUAUAUUAGCUGUGAGAAUAUAUGAACAAAAAAUGGUCUGUGAUACAUCAAUAUUUUUCGAAUUUUUUUUUCUUCUACCCAAAAAUCAGAGAUCGAGUCGAUAUGACCGAUCGACUUGAGAUAAGGUUAAAUGCUAAACUGGGACAAUGUUUCAAAAUGAGCUCCGAAAUAACGUCACUGGGAAACAAUCAAUGAAUAAGGCGAGAAAUAUAUUCUGUAUAGUUAAUUUUUCAUUAAUAAUACAAAAAUUUCAAUAUAGCAAGUGUUCACAAAAAAAAAAAAAAAAAACAGCACUGUAAAAUUAAUAGCUCCCUUAUUACAUUCGGAAUCUAAAAAAAAAAUACUUGUUUUUCUAAAAAAUUACUGUUAUAAAAACGUUUUUAAAUAAACCGAAUAUUUAUUAAAUUUAGUUUUACCUAUAGUCAAAAAAGGAAAAUACGGACAUUUUAGAGAAGAGGUAGUCGUGAGCAUUCAAUAUUGUAGGUUAUGACUUCUAAUAAUUGUUGACAUAGGUACUAUAGUGCAAUGGUCUUCAACCUUUUAUCCUCGCGGCCCACUUUUUUUACCAUACAUUUUUUGCAACCCAUCACCCAAGUCACCUUUGUUGACCAUGAAAAGCAAACAAAAACAAGCUAAACUUGCUUAAUGUCUUAAUAUGCCACUAGAAGUGCUAUUACAUAACUGAAUAAAUAACAAAUUAUAUUUUUAUUAUAAGUAAUAAUGGUACGAAAAUUAGUAUGACUAUUUUUACGCAAAAAUCUCCAUCUCAGCUCGAUUUUACACAAUACAUUCCGCAAAUCAUUUUCAGUUUGAAGUCUAUUUUUUUUUUUUUUUUUGACAUAGGUAGCUAGUAGUAUAUAGUACGUAUAAUGUUAUUUUUUAGUAUAAGUAAAAUUUACUUUUCGCGGCCUAAUUUUAAAGCUUACGCGACCCACCGGUUGAAGACCACUGAUAUAGUGGACCCGUACACCUUUGCAACGGAUUAGAAGUUUACCUACAAACUACGCACGUAUAAUCGAUGCCAAAACAAGUCAUUAGAAAUAGUACUUAUAGUAUUUGACGUCCAAUCGGCGAGUUAAAAAUAACAAAACCGGUACCCGAACGGAUUAUGAACUUUGAAAUUCAUUAGUUUGAUAUCUCCCAAACGACUUGCGCCCAUCAAAAUAUUUCGAUUUUAUACAGGAACGUUUCCGUUUCAAGGUUUUAUCAAACUUCCGUCUAGACGGCUGUUUUAAGUAUUAUUUGUUUACAAUCACGAAUAUUGAACUUCAACGGCUUUAAGCGUCAUUCUACUCGAUAUUUUGUUGCUUCACCAAAUCCAAAAUAAUUUCCUUUUAAAACGUGUACAACUUUUGAUCGUGUUUCAACGUCGCUACAUUAUAAUAUUAUUAUCCUCCAGUCUACGGCGAAUUAUUCGAUUUAUUUGAUUUAUUCGCGAUGAGACGCGUUAAGGGCGUUAGGUCCAAUUCUCUGUAGCCUCGUCCGAUUUCGAUUUACUCGAAAACCUUCAUGCAAAACAAAAAUAACUUUGUCCAAUACAUUAUAAACAUUAAUAUUGUCAUAAAUAAACAAACGCAUAGGUAUUGUAACAUUAUAGAUACACAUAACAAUUAUGGACACGAUUUUAUUUCGAUCAAAUACUUGUACGAUGAUCAGUAAUAAAAUGAAAUAAGAUCGGUACUGGCACACGGCCAUAAGAAAAAUGAUAUACAAUGACGGUAGGUACAGGUUAUAAAUGUUGAAACGUAUUUUUAAGAAAAUACUACGUAUUAUAGCUGUAGGUAUAUUUUAUUUUUACAAUCCGACCUUUGACAGGAUGUUACCAAUAUUCGUAAUUUAUUUGUGUUAACAACAUUGUCCUCGUGACGGUUAUCGUAUGAUAUCUGGUUAAAUUAGGUCCAUUUAUAUAUUAAACCGUAGCUAGGGGAACGAUAAUAUAAUAUUAUAUGGAAAUAAGUCCGCGGCGACAUUAUCGGAGGUAACCGCACGCAGCUAACCGUACACGCUCGAUUUAUCAAAAUAAUAACAAUAAAAAAAAAAAAGUGAAAAGCGAUAAACGGUAUACAAAAGAUUAAUGUUAAGUUGCCUAUACGUAUUUAUUUAUUAUUACGUGGCUCGUACCCAGUCAUCUCGACUGUUGAAAUUGUUUUGCUGUAAUCUCGUAUACACCGCCGACGAGAGAAAAUCAUUUUCAAAUGACGAUAUAUUUUGUAUAUUUACAACCGCCUUUUCUGACCUUUCUGACCCAAUCGCCGAUUAGAUGGACGUUUUUCUGCGCAAUAAUACAGUCUUAUACACCUGUCUAUGUUCUUGACUCGUGUUCAGGAUAAUGUGCUUAUAGAAUUUCUAUAUUAUAUUGUGUGAAUCCACCGUGAUGGUAUUACGGAUUCUAAUUCAAUUGUAGAAAAAUCGGUUAUAGUGGAUCUCAAGAGACUUACACGAUUUUGCCCAUUAUAACCGAUAUUCCGUGCACUAUUUCUUAAAUUCAUCUGUGAUCAUAUUCCGGCGACAUCUCUGACGGCCUUAUCGCUCGCCACAUUAAAAAGGGGGUUGAUGGCGGUACGAUGAAUUUAUGGUUGAUAAUUUGCAGCUGUGGCAAUGUUGCAAUCGCGAUUUAAAAUUCCACCACAAACAUGGAAAACGAUGGUCUUUCUUCAAUUUAUGAUGCCGUCACCAAAUACGCUACAGACGUCAACGCAAAACCAUCAGAAACGUACGGGUUGAUGUGUGGUGGCGAUGAACUCUGCACAAAAAUACUGCAAAACAUAAUAAUACCAAUACAAUUUUCUACUGAUCAUUAACAGCUGUUGUCUUUGGCCAUAAUAUUAUUACGAUCUAAUACUCAAUAGGUUAUUGUCUUUGGCUAUAGCAUUAUCACGAUCUAACAGGUCGCUGUGAACAAGAUAACGGAAAAUUAACAUUUACACUUUUUGUUUAAAAUUAUAGAAAUAUCGUAGAAAAAAAAAAUACCUAAGAGUGAAUAAUUGGACACCCGGAUCCCUUUCACCGUGAUUACGCCGCUGCAAAAUUGUAGGGAGAGAUUGUACAUAAUACUCGAGCGUCAUUAAUAAUGAUACGAGAAACAAUAUGUCUUAAUUUUUUUCGUAGUCGAAAAUUUGUAGCGCUCCAGCUCGGAUGGCUUCUCCAACAAAUGUUUUAAUUAUAAUACUAGACGACAUUAAGUUAUUUAUUUAAUAUUAGAAUCCACUCGGUGUACAAUCAAAUUGAGCACGUAAUGGGCAAUAUCUUACUAUACACGUACGGCAAUUAGUUAUUAAUAGUCAAUUAAUCACAUUAUAUAGAUAACCGCGGUCAGGACACAGAAAAAUACUUAAUCGCAAAGAUCUGUUCUCGAUUUAUCAGUUUAUUUAUGCAAACAAUUUAUAAAGUGCUUAUUUUUUUAUAAAUAUAAGUCAUAAUAAUCUAUAACCUAUGAACUUACACACGUUGCUUAUUAUAUUAUCAACAUAAUUACUAUUAAUAAUGUAAAUAUUCAUUACCCCCACCUCAAAUAGGAAAAAUCAAACUAUUUUUAAGCUAUUUUAAAACCGCAUAGUAAAAUAAUCAAACGGAAUAAUUAACAUAACUACAUUAUAUUAUAUUUUUCUAAAAUAUGCUAAGGUUCUGUGGGCAAGUUAACGAAAAUAUAAUGAUCAACUAAAGAUCAAUAGCGAAACGGAGAAAAAGGCUUCGGUUAAAAUUUAAAAAGGAAAUGUAAACUGAUCUUAGAAAAAAUUUAUAUUUUUUUUUUUUUUUUUGUUAAAAAAAUGUUCUAAUAUUUUAAUUAAACUGUUCCGCUUUAUGAGCUAUAUACCUUUACCUAAAAUAUAUAACCGUGAAUCAAAAUACGCGUGAAUGAUACAAGAUGCGUUUCUUAUACUCAAACAGUGUUUGAGCAUAUUUUUAUUUCGUUAAUGAUUAAACACAUUCAAGAUUUUAAGAAUAAUAAAGAAACUGUUAUAGUUUUGCAAAGGUACUUUUUUUUUUCUCUCGGAAAAAAACUUGUUCUAUUAGAAAAAAUGUUCAGAUUUUUUCACUCAGCGCUUUAACAGAUGCAAAAUUUUCGGCCGUGAGUACUUAUUUAAAACAAUUUAUCGACAUUUUCAAGAAUUCACGAACUAGGGUUUCUUUUUUUGAUUUUUAACUUUUGUUGAUAUUUGGGUUAUCCUGGUAGCAGGGCAAAGUCAUGAAUAAUACUACUUCAUUCAGAAACGUCUUUAAUCUUCGAUGAUUUAUCGCUGAAUUACACAAUUUAUUAAUUAAAUUAUCCUUAUUACCCUCCGACAACAAUGACCUACCUAAGGUACAAAGUAUAACCUUUUUUAUUUAUAUUUAUUAUAAUCAUGUACACAUUUUUUUUUGGACAAAUUUAUUCAAAUUUUCUAUUUCUAAUUUAUUCCGAAUAGAUUUUGCGCGAAAUAACUUUGUUUAUCUUUCUUUAGAUUCUCAGCGAUUCGAUGGUUUUACAAAUUUCUCGUAAAACAUUUUUUUUAGUCUAUACAAAUCUUUCAAAUUAUUCACAUUGUACCUUAAAAGAUGUGUACUUUUUUACCCGGCCGUACUUUAUUUGAAAACAAUUUUUAAAUUCCUAACAGUUUUUCUAUGAAAUUUAAAAACCCGACAAAAUGUCGAUGCAUGGGAUUUAUUUUUGUUGAUUCUAAGUAAAAUGGGAUAAAACAAGUUAAUAUAACUCCGCUCAGAAUCGGCUUUUUAUUAUAUUUUCCUAUACCCAAUACACUUUUAAACCUACCACCUUACCACAUUACUUAUCAUCUAGUGUGGUGCAAAAUACGUCUAAUUUUUUUUCACAUUUUUGACAAAUUUCAAGUUAGUUUAUGGCUAUUGUUCCUAUUGUAUUUCGCGAUUUAUUUUAUGGGUAAUGGUACAAUAUCUACAUAAAAAUGUACUGAAAAUAAUUAUUUAAACGUGAGCGUUUAAAUUGUUGGUUUAAUUCAUGUGACCUUUUACAGCUGGGCGCAGCACUUGGAUUUUUGAUACCACCGAUGAUAGUACAAGACAGCGAUAACUUGGAAGAAAUCGGAUACGAUUUAUGGAAAAUGUUCUUGUCGUUCGCUAUUGUAAACACCGUAGUAUUCUUUUUAGUAAUUUGGAGUAAGAAUAUAUUAUACUAUUAUAUUUAUUUUCAAAAGAAACAUCGAGUGACUUGUCAAUCGAUUAUUAACUUUACUUAUAAUUAUUUCGCAGGUAUACAAGCCGAACCGUUAUUGGCGCCCAGUUACGCGCAAGUAGUGCAACGGAAAAAAAGAGACGACCCGGCAAUUUUAAAAGACGUGUUCAUGAGUUCAGUCAAAGAACUGCUGAAAAACAAUGGUUACAUUCUGUUGCUGAUUUCAUAUGGGAUAAAUGUAGGCGCAUUUUUCGCCAUAUCCACUCUGCUCAAUCAGUUUAUUCUGCUCUAUUACCCGGUAAGAAAAAAAACAAUAAAAUUAAUUUGAAUGACUUGCAGUGGCGUAAACCUGGUCUCAAUUUUUGGUAAUGCAGUAAAAUAUUUAAUUUUCCAACCCACCAAUACUCAAACUUUCUUGGUAAAUUCCUGUCCAAUAAACAAUUAAUUUCCACUUUAACGAUUUUUUAAUUUUUUUUACAAAAACCAGAAAUUAGUAUCGAAUUGUUUGAACAGUAAACACUCUAUUAAUAAUUAAGUAUUAUAGUAUAUAUGUGAGCAUAAUACCAGUGACAAAUAAUGCCAGCAGUGGAUCUAAUUCACAUAAUUUAGCAUCACAUCCAACUCCUUCGUAUGUUUCACACUGUCACCCAUAACUGUUCAAUCAAAAAAUCAUAGCAUAAUGAUAACUUUUACCUACUUAUAGGUAAAUAAUUAUCUACUGAACAAAUGUUUACUUUUAAAAAUAAAAAUCGUAGGUAGAGAGAUAUCUACUUAUGCACAUUUUGAACAUUUUCUGGCGGUGCGAAAAGACAAGUUUGCAUAACAUAAUAUUAUUAUAUUUCCGCAGGGUCACGAAGAAGACGUCGGCCGAAUCGGUCUCACGUUAGUGUUGUGCGGCCUGGGAGGUUCGAUUAUUUGUGGAUAUAUUUUGGACAAAACGCAUCUUUACAAGUAAGACGUCUGUCAACAUAAUAGCGUUGUUUGUUUUAACAAAAACUGUACACGUUUUACAUAGAUUUUAUGUUAUAGUGUAGAUUCGACAUUAACACAUUUAAUGGUUAUAUACGGGUACCCGUAUACAUAGUUGAGCAUUGAAAAUUAUGAAAUAAGCAUUUGAAAAUAUUAUUAUACAAUCAUUAAAAAUCCUUAGGUAAUCCAUCCUUAGGUACCUAAAAGGUACUCAUAAGCAACAGAGUUCUGAUUAAGUUAGAAAUUCUACUAGAAUCCUUUAACAGAAUUCCUACAAUAAACUGUUUUUUUUUUUUUUUGAAAUAUUAAGGAAAUUUACAAAAAGAAUUUGUUAAAAUAAUAGUUAAAAUAGUUCUCAAGAUUUUUUAUGUAAUACAAACAUACGGUGGGGUCCGGAAUCAGAAGUUCAGACCCUCUAAGGACUCGUCCAUGACAUAAUUUUAUUUAUAUAUACUCAUUUUUUUCUUACUUUUAUGAGUCUGUAAGAGUAAUUGAAACCCAAUGGUUGUUGUUAAAACAUGAAAUAUGAGCAUAAAAAUGGUUAGGGAGGGAGUUGAAAGUUUAAAUCAGCUUAAGGCACUUUAUUGACGCUUAUACCGUGCAUAUAUGAAAUUUAAUCUUCUUGAUUUCAUUUGGGAGGUCUUUAGGGGUAUGACAAUCCAAAACACCUGUCCAAUUUUCAUUUAUACAAUAAUACUGUAGAACUUGAAUACAUAUUGAACAAAAUCGUGAUCAAACGCAAGUAAUAUAUUUUCCAACGUACAAAUCUCGUGAACUACAGGGCUUUUUAGGUUGGUUGUAAGAAGUGCUACAGUGGUGGGUUCAGGGUUAAAUUUGGAGAGGAAGUUGGCCUUUUAAAAAAAACCUAGUUGAGAAAAUAGGUACUUAAUACUUACACAAUAUAUUUUUAAAUAUCUUAUAUAUAGUCUACUGUAUCCACAUUACUCUGUUUAGUAUAAUAUAUUCAGUGGCAUACUGAUAGGAUUGCAUGAUCGGUGAAUAAUCCACGGGCCCGUGGAUCAUGACAUUUAAAGGUCCCAAAUCAGAUCCCAAGGCAUUAUUUUUAGUUAACACACAGGUGUUGAAUAAAAAAACAGGCAAUAAAAAACAAUAAUUUUUUUUUGAACCAAUCAGUAUAAAUUGUGUUUAAAUAAUUUUAAUUUAAAACAACUUUUUUUCUAAUAUAAAAUCUAAUUUAGUUUUAUUUCUAGAUUAUUUAUACAAGUAAAAAGAGACUUAAUAUGAAGCUUUAGAGGGACCGAUGUUCAUCAAUAAUUAUUUGCCUUUUAUAAUUUUGUCAAAUACACGAUUUAUGACGUAAUGGAAUAUACUUUGUGGGUAGUUAGUCAGUAAACAUCAUUUCGAUGAUGAAUAUCUGACUAAUAAGUCGGCAAAAAAUACAAAUUCAUUAAAAUGUAUAAAAAAAUAGUUUUAUUGAAAAAAUAAUAUAUGAUGCCUUUUGUAAACUAAAACAUGAUAUAGAUAGUAAGGUCUCAUUAAUCCAAGCCGGUCAUGGGUGUGGGGAUAAGGAUCGUUUGGAUUACAUAUGACUUUAAAAAAAAAAAAAAAAACAAUUUUCUUGCAAUUCAAACUUAAAAACUCAAUGCUUAUUUAUAAUUUAAAAAAAACAAUGAAUGUAAUACGUACAAUUAAAAUUGUUAUAAUUAUUAUAUUAAAUUACAUACAUAUGCACUUUUAACUUAUUUUAAAAUUAGUAUUUUUUAAUCAGCAAUCGCAUUUUUAUAGAGGAACGACCCUGGUGGUAUAUGGCAGCACGCUGAUCUCGAUGUUGAUCUACACGUUCAGUCUGCCAAACGGACAAUCUAUUUGGGUCAUCUACAUCACAGCUUCGCUUUUAGGGUGAGCAUCGGGGUAGUAAAUUUGUCGAAAAAUCAGAUCCAUUUCGAAAUUGCUUAAACAAAAGAUAAUUCACAGAAAUUUCCAUCAAAAUCCAUCAUUUGUGUACAAAAAACUUACAGAGAUAUUACAAAAAAAAAAAAAAAAUGCCUGUUGAAGGAGACGGACGUUGAAACAGUAGUCCAAUACUUAGGGAAUUUGUAUAUUUAACUCUGUUAAACCGGUGUGUAUUGUUUUUGCAAUAGUGUCCAAAAUGACAUAGAUUUUUCACAAUAAUUUCCAGAGAAAACAAUAAAAAGGGCGAUUCGAUCACGAAUAAGUGAUUUUAUCGAAGGACUUUAAGUAAAUUUGAUUUAUAUCAUAUUAGUUAUAUUUAAUAAUAUUUUUCAAAUUUUACCUCUAUUCCUCGUGCCUGUUACACAAAUUAGAAUCGAGUUUAUUGAUAUGCAUAAUAUCGGAUUUACCGUUUAUGAAUUAUAACAGUAAAAGUUUUGACCGGAGGAGUAGGGAAGGAUAUAGUAAACUGUAUAUCAAUUUCUAGAUGGAAAAUCGAUAGCCAACCUCCAGAGGUACAAAAUUGAAAAUGAUAAAUCUUAAUCGAUUCCAUAAUGAUUAAAAAAAAAAUAAAAAUGUAAUUGUAUCAAAUUCACUUGACAUUGUCUGAGGGGCAGUCUUUUCGCCGUGUUCGGAAUCAAACAAAUUGAAUACGUCGCCUGAGACGAUCGCAGAUCGGUUAUGCGAAACUAAAAUAAUAUGUAUCACGGUUAUUGAUAGGUUGUUCAUGACCGGUUACCUGCCGGUCGGCUACGAGCUGGCCAUCGAGCUGACAUAUCCGAUACCGGAGGGCACGUCGAGUGGACUGCUAAACGGCGGCACGCAGCUUAUUGGCUUCAUAUUGACGUCGGUGUACAGUUGGGUGUUCAGCACCAUGGGCGACAUGGCCGCCAACAUGAUGAUCGUCGGCCUGCUGAGCUUCGGGCUCCUGUUGACCAUGUUUAUACCGACCAACCUGAAACGACAGGCCGCACACAAGGCGAUCGACGACAAACGCAAAUUGGGUCUCGUGAUCUGAACGCGACCGGGGGGACGAUGAUAACACCCAUAACAUUAUGUAUAUAUAUUAUAUUAUUAUUAAUAAUAUCAUUACGGUUAUUAAUCAUUCGCUUUAUCGUUAUUACUAUUGAUAUUUUGAUUAGUUUGCUGGACGUUUGCCGAUUCCUAGUCCGAAAUGUGAAAAAUAGUUAAACGGUAUUCAGAAUGUAAUACAUAUAUGGCCCGGAAUUAAAUGCACUGAAAACCGUGGAAAAAUGCUUUGAAAAAUAGCCACACGCGUUCUUAAAAAUUACAAUUUUCGUUUAAACGUAUAGUUUUAUUACUUUUAUUAAUUCAUAAUUAUCGUUUUACUACAGAAAAAAAAAAAAAAACUGAUUAUUUAAAAAUUUAAUUCGUGACAGACGACGGUGGUAUUGACUGGAUAUCUUUAGGAGCUAUACUGUGUAAUAUAAAUGUAAACUUAUACUAAAAUCUUUGUUAAACUAUUUUACCUUGG